Messenger RNA from Cadophora gregata, 1773 nucleotides. RefSeq lists its product as uncharacterized. Gene Ontology annotation, molecular function: phosphatidylinositol transfer activity. NCBI's taxonomy places the organism in Eukaryota, Fungi, Ascomycota, Leotiomycetes, Helotiales, Ploettnerulaceae. Bases 443 to 1642 code for a protein of 399 amino acids. The transcript has 3 exons. The record is from RefSeq and is a predicted model, not a curated record.
CGAGAAAGAUUGUUCGGAAACAUUAAAGUAGACAUUUCGCACAAGUGAUUCAUUUGGCUUCCCGUACUUGCGAUAAGUCAUUCCCAGAGAGCACACGAGCACACUACCUAGAGGAGCGAGACGACAGAGAUUGUAUCUUACCUUUAACGAAACUGAUCGGAUGGAUCGCAUUGAUAAAUGUAUGCAUGACGGCUGGCAAAACAUGGAGCUUAAUUUUCAAGUCCUUGUGAUAUUCAAUAACGCUUUUCUGUAGAACCUGUAAGUUGAAGAGCCCAAUUUUAGAUCAGAAGUAAACAAAACCCUGAUUAAACGCAGCUCGGAUGAUCUUGAAAGUGCUGGUAAAUUAUGGAUACUACAAUCUUUUUAGAUUGGAGAGCGCCAAGACAAGGCUGACGAAAGAUAUCCUCACGAAUAGUCCAAUCUUGAGAUAUUUAUCGCAAAUAUGUCCACAGCCGCGCCGACUGUAUCAGGGGAAGCACCAGAGCUCGAGAAGAAGCUUGAAGACGUCAAGCUCGAGGCCGAUAAGACAGAAACCCCUCCACCUACUUACGCCACUCCCGAACCCUCGAAAGAAUCCUCCAUUGCAGCAACAUUACGUGAAAAGCAAGAAGGCGUCCUCAAAACUCCAAUUGUUGAUCCUGUCGAGUCUGCCAUCCCAACAACUCCCACAGCGCUUACUCCAGAGCAAGAAGAGAAAUACGAAGCUCUCUUGGAGAUUGUGAAGUCAUGGAAGGAUAUCCCAUCUACAAAAGGCAAAGAGGGGCCAAUUACAGAGGAUGAGAUAAUGUGGUUGACGAGAGAGUGUCUUCUGAGAUAUCUGCGAGCGACAAAAUGGGUCACCGCUGAAGCCGCAAAGAGGCUGCUUGGCACGCUGACAUGGAGACGGGAGUAUGGUGUUGGGGACCUUACCGGGGAUCACAUUUCACCGGAGAACGAGACUGGCAAACAAAUUAUAUUUGGAUUUGAUAUUGAAGCACGACCAUGUCUGUAUCUCAACCCAGGUCGGCAGAAUACCGAGCCAAGUCCAAGACAGGUUCAGCAUUUGGUGUUCAUGGUUGAACGGGUGGUCAAUCUUAUGGUUCCUGGUCAGGAAACAUUGGCUCUCUUGAUCAAUUUCAAAUCUAGCAAGACCAGGUCGAAUACGGCUCCAGGCCUUGGUCAAGGCAAGGAAGUCUUGAAUAUCCUUCAAACCCACUACCCCGAGAGACUUGGCAGGGCCUUGAUCAUCAACAUCCCAUGGGUUGUCACCGCUUUCUUCAAACUUAUCACUCCAUUUAUCGAUCCUCUUACUCGCCAGAAGCUCAAGUUCAACGAUGAUAUGAGACAGCAUGUUCCACCUCAGCAGCUGUGGAACGAGUUCCAUGGUGACUUGGAGUUUGAGUAUGAUCACGAAGUUUACUGGCCAAAUCUCCUGAAGCUUUGUGAAGAAAAGCAUAAGGAGCAGCUUGAGCGUUGGGUAAAGGGAGGCAAGCACUAUGGGGAAAGUGAGAAUUACAUCAAAGGUGGUAAUGCUGCAAGUAUCGGCACGAAGCUCGCGGAGGCUGCUAAAGAAAAGGAUGUUCCAGCUCCAGCUCCAGCUCCAGCUCCAGCUCCAGCUCCAGCUCCAGCUCCAGAACCUGUGGUAGAGACUGCUGAACCUUAGACAAAGCCCAAGGAGGAAGCAUAAACUGUGAUAUGGAACAAUAACCCAAUGUAUCGAAGAGGCAGGUAACUUUUCUACCUGAUCUGAAUUAUUUGGAACCGCAGUCUUUUAGAAUUGUAGAGAUAAAUGAG